AUGAAUUCGGUUUUCUUAACAGAUCUUUCUAAUGAUUUGGGUUAUAUUCUCGAGAAUUGUACUGGCCAUGACGUUAUAAUACAAGCGGGUGAUGGGAAUGAUAUGAAAGAGUUUAAAGCUCAUUCAAUUAUUCUGAGUGCUAGAUGUCCCUAUUUCCGCGCUGCUAUUUCCAGUAAUUGGACUCAUAAAGAAGGUGGCUUCAUCGUUUUUAGAGAACCCUCAAUUUCUCCUCGUUUUUUUCAAAUAAUACUCAAUUACAUGUAUACUGCGUUCAUCGACCUUGAUAAUUCUACCGGUCCUGAAUUACUCCAAAUCUUAAUGGCUGCUGAAGAAUUAUGGAUGCAAAAAUUAAUAAGCUACAUACAAGAACAUUUAAUUGAAAAAAAGACUUGUUUCGUCCGCAACUUUGCCGCUCACGUCCUUGAAACUAUACUUCAUUUGGAAUCUUGCUCAACUCUUCAAAAUUAUUGCUUAGAAGUAAUAUGUGAAAAUUCCGGUGAAUUAUUUUGCACUCAAAAAUACCUUUGGUUAGAUAAAUCUGUCUUAUUCUUAAUACUCAGUUGUGAUGAUCUUGGUGUAAAGGAAAUCGAUAUUUGGAAAUAUUUAAUAUUAUGGGGUAUGUCAAAGAUAACAAACAACAAGUUGCCAGUAGACUCUUGGGGUUAUAUAAUUCCUUUAAAAAAUUUGUCGAAUUUACCUUUCGAAUCGAUUUCUAAAUUAAAAACAAUCCUGGAUCAAUUUAUUCCGUUGAUUCGAUGGAUGGAUAUUCCUUCUGAUGAUUUCUUUCAAGAUGUUUACCCUUUCGAAAAAAUUUUACCUAAAUCCAUAUUUCAAGAUAUCUUACGUCAUCACACGAUGAACAUUCCUAAUUUUAAUUACUCUCUAACCUUGAAUAGAUCAAUGCAAAACUUACCACUCCUGGAUUCUGUUAUCAUAGAUCAAAAUCAUGUUAACAUAAUUUCAAGUUGGGUGGAUAAAAAAGAUUUUAACUAUUAUCAAAAUAAACGUCCCCCUUACAAGUUAUCUUUAUUAUUAAGAGCAAGCAGAGAUGGUUUUGGUGCAAAUACUUUUCAUAAAUUAUGCGAUAAGAAAGGUCCUACAAUAGUAAUUUCAAAGGUAUUUCAAACUGGUCAAAUUAUAGGCGCGUAUACUCCAAUUAAUUUCGAAAGAGGGUUUCCAAUAAAAUCCAAUGAUAGUUGGUUAUGCACCACCGAUAGUUUUAUAUUUUCUUUCAAGAAUAAGCAACUUUUUAAUGUUAACAUAGCGAGAGUAGCUGAUAAGCAUAAAGCAAUUUAUUAUAAUUCUGAUUAUGGUCCGGGAUGGGGUGGUGGAAUUGAUCUGAUAUUUGUUAACAAUCAAGCUAGAAGUAAUGGAUUUAAAACCUAUCCGGGUAUUAGAAGUUUUAUCAAUGCAAUUAAUAAGAUCGAUGAUUAUGAAGUGUUUCAAAUUACAAAAGUAUAA
This is a messenger RNA of Racocetra persica, 1461 nucleotides long. The record is from the annotation of a GenBank genome assembly. Lineage: Eukaryota; Fungi; Glomeromycota; Glomeromycetes; Diversisporales; Gigasporaceae.